Magnolia sinica is the source of this 1225-nucleotide messenger RNA. RefSeq names its product pathogen-related protein-like. The transcript is spliced from 4 exons. Bases 39 to 779 code for a protein of 246 amino acids. The record is from RefSeq and is a predicted model, not a curated record. Lineage: Eukaryota; Viridiplantae; Streptophyta; Magnoliopsida; Magnoliales; Magnoliaceae.
CUCUCUCUCUCUCUCUCUCUCUCUCUCUCUCUCUCAAAAUGGCUUCCUCCUUAACUCCUAGUGAAACAGUUGUGGGUGAUAAGUACAGGUAUCAUAUAUAUGGAGAGGGAGAAAAGAACACCAUCUGGAAAUAUGGUGCCCCUCCUAACUAUGAUGUUGUCAACAAACUGUUUGAAGAAGGCAGAACAAAGGAAUGGCCAAAGGGGUCACUGGAAGAAAAGGUGCAGAACUUUGUGAAGACAUGGGAAAUGGAGAUUUUCCAUAAGAUACGUGUGGAGGACUUCAAAACCAUCAAUCCCCAUAAAUAUACUCUCAGCCUCAAUGGAAGGCCUAGUUUAUCACUGGAAGGUCUUAUUAAACUUGGAGGUUACAAUGUGCUGUUGCAAACUGCACUGCCUGAGAACCUGCGUGGCUAUGAUCCGACCGUUGAAACGUCGGAAUCUUCUCAUAAGGCAUUCACAACGACAUUCCCCCGUGGGUUUGCCUUGGAGAUUGUUCAUGUGUAUUCAGGCCCACCUGUGAUUGUCUACAAGUUCAGGCACUGGGCUUUCAUGGAGGGUCCUUUCAAAGGUCAUGCACCUACAGGAGAGAUGAUACAAUUUCAUGGUGUGGGCAUUUUUCAGGUUGAUGAAGCGAUGAAGCUAGAGAAGGUGGAGUUCUUCUAUGAUUCAGGUGAAUUGCUUGGAGGUCUGCUCAAUGGUCCUGCUGUUGCUACAGAUGCUUCCGAAGCUUCUGGAAAUUCAACUCUCGGUUGCCCCUUCUUGGACAAAAAAUUCUAAGUGGGGCACACAGCUACAAGUUCCAAACCGUCCAUCAGAUAGGUCUGACCCGUGUCAAUAAUCUAGUUCGUCUGCCCUUAGGAAGGCGGCUAGAGUAGAAAUGGAUGGACAGGUUAGAAAAACUCGACCACGUGUAUUUCAGCCAUCUAUUUGUCUAGUAAAGUGUGCGCUCUAUAUUGAGUGGACGGCCCUAAUUUUCAAACCAUGGCAUCUACACGGUGUUACACACCUGAUGGACGGCUUGGAUCUUUUACCCGUGUGUCAUGAUGGCCCAUAAUGCUAUGCAGACUGUGUGCCGUACACACUCUUGUGGGUUUAGGAAAGCUCUAUCCAUCUUACAUUAAAUAAAGGUUGUAACAAUAUGUAAAGGUCAGACAUAGCCGUGGACGGUGUACUUAUUUAUAUAAAAAAUAGGUUGGCAUUUGUCAACUCUGCUGUGUUUAAAA